UUCAUCAUCACCGCUGUCUACUCGGUGGUUUUUGUAGUGGGUUUAGUGGGCAACUGUCUGGUUAUGUACAUGAUCAUCAGACACACCAAGAUGAAGACUGCUACCAAUAUCUACAUUUUCAAUCUUGCUGCAGCAGAUGCUCUAACAACAAGCACAAUGCCAUUCCAGAGCGCUUACUAUUUAAUGGGGUCAUGGCCAUUUGGAGAUGUGUUGUGUAAAAUAGUAGCCUCCAUUGAUUAUUACAACAUGUUCACAAGCAUCUUUACAUUGACAAUGAUGAGUAUUGAUCGAUAUAUAGCUGUAUGUCAUCCAGUGAAGGCAUUAGAUUUCCGCACUCCUUUAAAUGCCAAAGUAGUAAAUGUUUGCAUCUGGCUCCUUGCCUCCAUUAUUGGUAUACCCGCUAUAAUGCUGGGGGCCACAAAAAUAGGAAAUGAGGUCGAUACCAUUGAAUGUGCAUUGCAGUUCCCACAUCCUUACAAUUACUGGGACACAGUACUGAAAAUCUGUGUGUUCAUCUUUGCCUUUGUCAUACCAAUUCUCAUCAUCUCUGUAUGCUACAGUUUGAUGAUUUUGCGUCUGAAGAGUGUGAGACUGCUGUCUGGUUCCAGAGACAAAGAUAGAAACUUACGACGAAUCACACGGAUGGUCCUCGUUGUUGUUGCGGUUUUUAUCAUCUGUUGGACUCCUAUUCACAUUUUUGUGUUAGUUGAAGUUGUGGUAAAGGUGCCAAAUACCUCAGCAGUAUCUGCCGGCUAUUAUUUCUCAGUUGCUCUUGGAUACACCAACAGCAGCCUUAACCCCAUUCUCUAUGCUUUUCUGGAUGAAAAUUUUAAAAGAUGCUUCAGAGAUUUUUGUUGUUCGUCAGGGAUGAAGCUGGAGUUGCAGACGAGCAGCAGAGUCAGGACUGCUGCACCGAAUGCCGCAGUAUUUCAUGAUAACAUAAGGAACUCCAACCAGGAGGUAUGACUAGGAGUGGAAAUGUCAUCUUUCUCGCAAGAAGUGAGAGAUGACUUCCAAAGUGUAGCACUGACUCAAGUUACUUCUGCAGUUUAG
Molecule: messenger RNA, 1053 nt
Organism: Pristis pectinata (smalltooth sawfish)
Lineage: Eukaryota; Metazoa; Chordata; Chondrichthyes; Rhinopristiformes; Pristidae
Product: delta-type opioid receptor-like
Exons: 4
Biological process (GO): G protein-coupled opioid receptor signaling pathway; neuropeptide signaling pathway; sensory perception of pain
Cellular component (GO): membrane; neuron projection
Molecular function (GO): dynorphin receptor activity; neuropeptide binding
Source: RefSeq, a predicted model, not a curated record